AUGGUACUGAAAGCCGCUUGGUUUAAAAGUUGCCUCCUUUUUUAUAUGCUCAUUAUAUUCCAAAGAUGAGUACAACAAAUUACUGGAGCUCCAUAUAGGUGUUAUUUUACUGUUACUGGGUAAAGCUGACAGUGGAUAAAAUUGGGACCUCAAAAACCUGUUCAUGAUUAGACAGACACAUUGCAGUCUUUUAAUCUAACACUACUGAAUAUCACAAACUACUAAUUAGAACCAGGCUUUCCAGAAACACUAAAAAAAAUAGCAGUUGCUAAGCCUCAACUUAAUAGACAUAACUUAGACAAUUCUACACUCGGUAACUAUAGACCCAUCUGGGUCUGUUUUAAACUGAUUUAGGACAUAUUUAAAUUGAAGUAUUUUAUUAGCUUGGGGGACCAUGUACCAAAAACAUAUGAUAUUCAUUAUGGUGUACCAUAGGAUUCUCCCUGUAUAUGCUGCCAUUUUCUAAAACUAUUGCAAGGCAUGGAGUCCACUUCUGUAGCUAUGCUGAUGAUACUUGGGUAUAUAUCUCUAGUGCCAGAGGAUCCCCGUGCUGUACAGAAACUGAGACAUAGCCUGUGUAAGACUAUUUGUUCACUUGGAAGAUGCUAUGAAGGGCACUUCAUUAUGAAAAUUAAUGAUGAAGAAGUAUUUGUUCAACAAGUUCAGAUUUCAGAUCCUUCAAAUAAUACAAAUGUCAACUAUACAUCAGCUUCAGACGUGACCAAAGAUGUCUGCAGUUCAGAUAUUUAUGAUGACCAGGUUGUUGCAGAAUGUGAAAGAAUGUCUGAUGAUCAAGUAGAGGAAAAUGGUUACUGUUCUGAUGAUGGUUCCAGUCUUCACAGCAGAAGAAAACAACAUAUUGCCUCCCCUGCAGCCAGCAUAGUUUCUGGAAGAACAGAAGAUCCUGUAUUUGAUGAAGUUCAAGAUGCAGUUUUUCAUUACCAAAACAAAUUUGAGCAGCACAAUGUUAUAUCUGAAGAUUUGUAUAGCACAGAUCAACAACGGACACUGGGUGAGAUCCUCACAUAUUGCCAGGUCAUGUAUGAAGCCAUACAGAAACUUAAUGAAAAAAUUGACUGUCUCCAAGUUAAAGUAGGAAAUGUACAAUCCAUGAGCCUGCAAUCACAAAAGUCGGAUGCCUCUUCAACUGAAAGUGUUCAGCAUGAAAUAAUCCAGAAGAAUAUGACAGAAAGUGGAGCAGUUAUGCCACCGUUGAUCAGGGCAGCUUCACCUUAUCCUCAUUUACAAACAACAGCCAAGAAACCACCAACCCUUUAUCUGGCUCCAGGACUGCGCAGCCCAUCUGAGUCACAAUUUCUUGAAAAGGGAACGCAAUCAAGCCGUGUUAUUCCCAUUAAAACAGAGGAGUGCACAGACAGCGAGCUUUCUAAAGAAAACCCGGACAACAUACCACAACUUUCAGACAGUAAAAGCAAAUCAAAAUGUAAAUCGCUGCUUGCGAGUCUUUCUUCACAGCCAUCUAAUUCUGCUACAGUGUUGAUUGGUGAUCAUAAAAGGAAAGUGCGCAUUGCUAAAUCUGUGAUUCAGAAAGUCUGUCAUAAAAGCAAUCCACGGAAUGCAGUUCGCUUCCUGCUUCGUGGUCUUUUUACAAAUGAAACUCUGACCUGCAGCAAUGUUAUGGGAGAUGCAGUCCGAGGCCUUAAAAAAUUGGACCCAAAUAAAAUAGCAGCAAUUAGAGAAUGGCUUGCUGAAAAAUUCCCAAAUUAUAAUUUAUGUGAAAAUGGAAAAGACUGGAAGGCUUGCAUUUCCAUAAUGAAUUCAAUGGCAAGAUAUAUGAGAUUUGAAGCAAGAAAGCAAAAGAGGUUGUGGAACAACUAUGAUGACCGGUUGCCUGUGAAUAAAAUAAAAAAAAAUCCCAAAACUGAGAAACGUGUGGAAAAAAGCAAGUCGAUGAAGAGCACUGAGGCUGAGAUCUGUGUUGAAAUUGAGUCAGACGAGGAUGCAGAAAUACCGUCCACUUCUGGCAGACAGCGAAAGAAAGCAGCUGUUCCAGGGAAAUCCAUUGAACAGAGGGGGAAGCAAUGGAGCCCAGCACCCAGUUAUGCAGAUCUCCAUAUCGAAAUUUCACAAACAUACCUGGGUGAUCCAAGAAGAAAGAUCAAAAUAGCCCAAGCUAUAAUUCAGGAAGCCAACCUGAGAAAAAGGCCAGAGCUCAUCGCACGUUUUCUUAUCAAGUAUCUUUUCACAAAAGAAGUGCUAGUGAAGAGUAAUGUGAAUGGGAUAAAAGACCGGGGCACAGCGGCACUUGAUCCCAACACAAUCGGGGCACUCCGAGAGUACUUGAAAGGACGAUUUCCUUAUUUACAGAUGAGUGAAGAUGGGAAAGACUGGAAAGUCUGCGUUGGUGCCAUCAAUAGUGCUAUUCGCAAAAUACGAUAUGAGCAGAGAUUAAAAGGGGAAUUUUAGGAAAGCUACUGAAAGGAUUAAUUCAAACCAACACAGCCUUGUUGGAAAACAGUUCAGAGAAGUUACCUGCACCAAAAAGAUGUUGGGAUAUUCCUCUGAGUCACUUUUUUUUUUUUUUGGAAAAAAUUUUUGAUUUUAUUUUCUAUAAAAUAAUCUAGUGUAUAUAACAUUAACUUAUGUACGUGCCCAAACUGACCACUGCUUUCUCAUUAAAUGAAAAUCCUCAUUGGGCAAAAUUGUGCCCAUUGUUCAUUUUUAGACCCCCUUUAAAGUAGACUGGGGCGGUGUUCUAGCAGGAGAUGUGGACAAUUGAAUGAAUGUUGCAGCGUCACAUUAUCAGGUUAUAAUAACCAUGUUGUUUUGAAUUAACGUUUUCUGUUUUUAAAGAAGUGUAUCUGACUAUGAAAAAAAUGUAACAUUUACAACUGUUGCAAGAUUUUUUACAAUUUCAGACAUUUCUGCAUCUACCAGCAAGUGGUCAGGCUGAUCCCCAUAAAUGACUGUUUAAUGGCUCUAUUAGCAAGUCCCUUUACCUGCUUUCACUUCUAGUAUACUCAAAAGUUGUACGGGGAUACCACUCAUGAAAAUGAGCUGUGCUUACCCUUGGAAAGAUGACCUGCUGGCUACAACAGAGCAGAGGUGAACUGUUUUUGACUGGUUAGGUCUUCAGAUUUCACACACGUGACUGGACACAGGCCGAUGUGUUUACAAACCAAACCAUUUGUACCUGCAUUCCUGAUCAUCAUGAGUAACAGUGCCGUGUUACUGAUUAAAGAUCAAACGAGACCCUCCAACGCCACCUUUCUCACUUUGCUGUUCCAAAAACUCAAAUCCCCUCUGUUGUUUCCAGCUCUUUGGUCUGUUUGGUCAUAGCCUUUGACAAUAGUAUGUUAUUGCACUGACGUUUCUUCUCUUCAUCUCAAAUUAAUUUUAUUGUUGUUUAUUUGUACAUACAUUGUACUGUUUUCAUACAAAUGAUUUUUGUAUUGCCCUUACACCGGGAAGGUGCUGUGUAAAAUAAAGA
Messenger RNA from Polypterus senegalus (gray bichir), 3451 nucleotides. RefSeq lists its product as uncharacterized. Gene Ontology annotation, molecular function: DNA binding. Lineage: Eukaryota; Metazoa; Chordata; Cladistia; Polypteriformes; Polypteridae. The transcript is spliced from 13 exons. Bases 481 to 2427 code for a protein of 648 amino acids. The record is from RefSeq and is a predicted model, not a curated record.